GUUACAUUGAACUGGUUACUUUUGCUUCCGAAUUCUAGUUCGCUAGCAAAGCAAUAGGCUAAGGUUACAAAGUGUCAAUAAUAUCCGAGUGGACCGCCGAAAUAUCUUGCUUAUUUGUUUCAAAGAACUGGGUGUUGGAAGCAGAGGGUCUAGAAUAUAAUAGCCUAGCCUUAGCAGAAGCAAGUAGGCCCAGGCUAACUUAUCGAGAUCGCCUAGCCUACAUAGAAUUCUAGGCCCAGUAGAAAGCAACAAACGAAACAAAACAAAACAGGGUAGGCUAACGUUGAUUGUUAUCCAAACAUAGCCUACGUUAAAACAUACAACAUCUGACGGCUAUGAUGACAUUGUUUUGAGGGGACUAAGAUGGACAUGAGAGCUUUUUGUCCAAUAGUGAAGCCCCUGUUAGAUAAUGUGGUCUCUGAAGCAUCUCGCAUCCAGAACCUAACAGAGGCUCUCAGUUCUGGCCAUCAUAAACAGGCCAGGCAGGAGAACCAUAUUCAGCCAUCUGGGUCCUCACUCUAUGCGUGUAAUGGAGACAUACAUUUGAAGAAAACCACAAGUGACCAGCAGCCAUACUCUGUUUCAUUGAACCAUGCCACUCUGCUGUCUGAAAUUGAAAGUUUGAAGAGGGAACUGAGUGAUGUUCAGCAAAAACACCAGAACAUUGUUCAAGAGCUAAACCAGUCAAUUCGCUCUGCUCAGUGUGGUAUCAACAAUUCAAACUUAAUCCUACCACAGAAGAUGCAACUCUUCCAACUCAAGUUUUUGCAGGAACAGAACAUGGAACACCAAGAGUCCCUACAGAAAAUGUCAGAAUCUCUUGGAGCCUCAGAGGAACUGUGGAAAAGAGUACCUGAGAUGGAAAUUAGUUUAGAGCAUUACAAAAGACAGGUGGACAUUUUGCAACAUGCAUUGAGCAGAGCUGAGUCUAUGCACAAAGAGGAAAUUGAACAGCUCACAAGUAAAAUGGAGAAACAGGCCAUUCAUCAGCAAAACCUGCAAAAUGAAGUUUUGGAUUUAACUAAGAAGUUACUCCAAGAGCAACUACAAACCAGAGAGAACCUUGUAGGAUCAGUUAAAUAUGAAGAACAUGUACAAAACCCUAUGCAGGAAGCAAGGCAGGGUGCUAGGACACAGGGUGACAGCCAAUGUUAUAAUAUGGAUAAUCUGAGCAAGAGGAGGCAGAACAUCCUGCAACAUGAUAUGCAUGGGAGCAGACAAACACCUGAACUGGACAUGGGGGAGAGGCCUUUACUACUAAGUCUGAAUAGCUUACUAAAAGAGUUCAUGGAACUUAGGGGAAAUAUUAACACAGUCCUGAGAGACCAUGAAGAAAAAGAUAACCAGAAGAGGUGGGAUUGGAUGAAGGUACAGGAACAGAGCCAAGAGUGGGAGAGAAGGGCUGGGAAACUGGUGGACAGCUUGUAUUAUUUUCAAAAUCAUCAGAUGCUUGGAAAUAAAGGAGGCCUCAGUGAUGGAACUGAUAUGGCAUUACAUACAGGAAAGCCAUGCAUUCAACACUCUCCUGAAGUGAUGCCCCACAAAGAGGACAUCAGACAUUACUCUUGGCCUCAAAAUUCACACAGGCCAGAUUUGGUGAACAAUAAGCAAUGUCAAUUUCAUCUACCAAAUGGAAUCAGAUACUCUGACAGCAUGUUGGAUCCGACAAUCCAAAAACACUAUAAAGAUUUCCAGAGAGUGGGAUUCCAUGGGAACACUCAAGGUGCACAACGGAUGCCAUGAAUCCAAGAAUUUCAGUUCAGUUGUACUGUUAUUGUUUUGUAAACAAUUAGUUAUCCAAAAUCAUUUUGAUUAAUAAAAUGUUAAUUUAUCUGUG
This is a messenger RNA of Alosa alosa (allis shad), 1837 nucleotides long. RefSeq lists its product as uncharacterized. Lineage: Eukaryota; Metazoa; Chordata; Actinopteri; Clupeiformes; Clupeidae. The record is from RefSeq and is a predicted model, not a curated record. The transcript has 8 exons. Bases 364 to 1743 code for a protein of 459 amino acids.